Messenger RNA from Grosmannia clavigera kw1407, 1020 nucleotides. Its product is annotated as metallophosphoesterase domain containing protein. Lineage: Eukaryota; Fungi; Ascomycota; Sordariomycetes; Ophiostomatales; Ophiostomataceae. Gene Ontology annotation, molecular function: hydrolase activity. The transcript has 3 exons. The record is from RefSeq and is a predicted model, not a curated record. Bases 1 to 1020 code for a protein of 339 amino acids.
AUGACGUCCUGGAUCGACGCAGAGGGAAAGAGAGAAAACAGGAGGACCGUUCCCCGGCAUCGAGACCCCUCCGAUGUUGCCAUCCACUGCGGCGACCUGACGACAGACUCCGUGAUUGCCGAUUUCCGUUCCGCGCUCGAGCAGCUCGAGGCCGUUCGUGCUCCCCUCAGGCCGGCCAUCGCGGGAAAUCACGACUUCACGCUGGACAUUGCCAUGUUUCGGAAAAAGGCGGCAGACGCACGCCUGACAGACAUGCCGGGACUAGUCGUCCGGACGUACGGCCACUACGGCGAGGUGCGCGAGCUCUUCGAAACGGCACGCGAGCACGACGUGCAUCUGCUCGACGAAGGCACCCACUACUUCACUCUUGCCAACGGGGCGGUACUCACCGUCUAUGCCAGCCCGUUCACGCUCUCUCUGGGCGACUGGGGCUUUCAGUUUCGCCCCAACGACGGCCACGAGUUCGCCAUUGCCAAGGACACUGACAUCGUGAUCACACACGGCCCACCGGCCGGCAUAUUGGACGGGACCGCCGACCUAAAGCAAGCUGGCUCGUCGGACCUGUUUGCUGCCGUGGCCCGAGCACGACCUCGCCUGCACUGCUUCGGCCAUAUCCAUGAGAGCUGGGGCGCCAAGCUGGUGGCCUGGCGGGAGAGCAUCAGCGCCGUGUCCUCCCACUUAACAGAUGUGGAGAAUGGCAGAUCGACCGUCGUGGAUUCUCUCCAAGGCCUCGGCUUCAGAACCGGCACGACCGAGGACAAGGAGGAGGCCGAGCGGCUGGAGCAAAAGGAAAAACUGUAUUCGGAAAAGGGAUCAUACUCGACGAGCCAUUGCUCAGGAGACGAUCACGGGAUCAAGCAUGGCCAAAACACCCUCUUUGUCAACGCGGUCAUAGAGGGAGACGAGGAGCAUCCAAUACAGCCGGCCUGGCUAGUAGAUUUAGAACUCCCAAGCCUUUUUACUGACGAGUCUGGGAACAGUGGCGGAAAUGGUUCGAUAGAACUGAUGAAGGGUCUCUGA